AUGACAGUUUUUUUCAACGAAGUCGACCACCAUUCGUAUGUUGAUCGCGAACUUUCCGCCAAUCUGGACUCCACUGACGCGUUCGAGGGUCCUGAAAAGCUUUUGGAGAUUUGGUUCUACGGAAAUGCAAGUUCCGUGCCCGACGAAAACAAAACUCUGCGGUCCAUUGAUUUCAGCACUUGGGUGAACCUGUUGAAAUUGGUGAAAUGCCAAGUCUUGUCUAUCAAACAGACCGACAAAAUGAAUGCGUUUUUGCUAAGCGAAUCGUCGCUAUUUGUCUUUGAUCACAAGCUCACGCUCAAGACGUGUGGUACCACGACCACGCUUUCGUGUUUGGAGGAGCUCUUCCGUACAGUGAGGGACUGUAUUGGCUGGAACUUCUCGUUGGAGGACAAAUUGAACCCUUACAAAGUGUUUUACUCGAGACGCUGCUUCAUGUUCCCAAAGAGGCAGCAGGGCAUUCACCGCAAUUGGGAUGACGAAACGCAGUACUUGGACAAGUUUUUCGCCAAUGGGAAGAGCUAUCUGGUUGGUCGUUUGGGCCAGGCAAGCCACUGGAAUUUGUAUGUGACGGAAACCAACCGUGGGCUGGAAAAAGCGCGUGUAAAGGGAGGACCAGAAGCCAAUGAUGACGAUGAAACUUUGGAAAUGCUCAUGACAGGGCUACGUCCAGGAAAGGCUUCCCAAUUUGUGACGUCUCGAGAACCCGGCCAUUUCGUGGAAGGCGACGGGGAGGACGAAGGCCAUGUUUUGGGCGCGGAAGUGACACGAGCCACGGGGCUAGACCGGGUCUAUGAUAACGUUCAACAGGCCGAUUUCCAACAGGAUGCAUUUGCAUUCACUCCAUGUGGAUACUCUGCUAACAUCACGUUGGACCACGAAUACUACUAUACGUUGCACGUGACCCCGGAGGAUGGCUGGUCGUAUGCAUCUUUUGAGAGCAACGUUCCGGUUCGUGAGAUUUCGCAAGAAACACAGGACAAUGUCACCGUUAUGCAGCGGGUAUUGGCCAUAUUCCAACCUUCCGAUUUUUGUUUGACCUUCUUUUCGCGCCACGUACAAAACGACAACUUUGUCAAGCUCAGCAAACUUACCGGGAUGCUUGCCAAUUAUGUUUGCCAGGACAAGAUUGUUUACGACUUGGAUGAUUAUCACCUUUUGUAUCUGAGAUUUGAGCGCAUCAAUUGA
Molecule: messenger RNA, 1188 nt
Organism: Lachancea sp. 'fantastica'
Lineage: Eukaryota; Fungi; Ascomycota; Saccharomycetes; Saccharomycetales; Saccharomycetaceae
Source: the annotation of a GenBank genome assembly